Sarcophilus harrisii (Tasmanian devil) is the source of this 6387-nucleotide messenger RNA. It is a transcript of the gene PRKD3, whose product is annotated as protein kinase D3. Gene Ontology annotation, biological process: protein phosphorylation. Bases 807 to 3479 code for a protein of 890 amino acids. The transcript has 20 exons. Lineage: Eukaryota; Metazoa; Chordata; Mammalia; Dasyuromorphia; Dasyuridae. Gene Ontology annotation, molecular function: ATP binding; protein serine/threonine kinase activity. The record is from RefSeq and is a predicted model, not a curated record.
CGGCGCGGGCUGCUCGGGGCCAGCACGGAGGCGGCGCCGGCGGAGGGCCAGGGGCUCCGCUACCUCGGACCCGGCCGGCCGCGGCACAAUUGCUGCCUUGGUACCUGUUGUUUUCUGUAAGGAAGUUCUUGAAGGUAGACUACAUUUCAAAAUGCUUCAAUUUUUCUGGAUGGAUCCUGUGAUGAAAUGUAAUAUGCAUAUAUCCCUUUAAAAAGUUCUACAUUUCCUCAGAGAAUAUUUGCAGAAAUGAAAAUGAGGAUAUUUCUGAAGAUUGUUUAAAAGUUUUCAAUAAUGUUUGUGAACUAAAAAAUAAUUUUUAAUAGAUUAAUCAUAAACACUGAUUUUUGAAAAGCAUUUGUAACGUCAGUAACAAGAGGCUUUUACAAAACUUUCUUAAAAAAAUAACUAAAAAUGUUUAUGGAAGGAAACAUUCAGUAUGCAUUUUUUGAAACUAAAAGUGAGAGACAAGAACAGAUUUAAAAGAAAACAAAUGAAGAUACAUGGUAAAUAAGGACAUUAGUUUUUGCUGCGGUAAGGACAGUGAUGUUAAAUCCUUUCUAAGUAACUGGGUGUAUUCCCAAAGACAGCUUUUUUUUUUUUUUUUUUUGAUCAAGGGACUGAUAUUUUUGGGGAAAGGAAGAACUUGUAAUCAUUGGCAUGUGUGGCUUAAAAAGGAAAAGAAGUGAGAAGCUUUUAAAUACGUCAAGAAGUGAAAGAAUUUUUUUUUACUGCUUUAAUUUUUAAGAGCAUCAUUAUAACAUUUAAAAUCAAUUGACAGCUAUUUCAAAAGAUUCAAAGAAAGGCAGAUGUCCGCAAACAAUUCCCCUCCAUCAGCACAGAAGUCUCUCUCACCUGCAACUCUCUCUGCAGUGCUUGCUACCCCUUCUCCAUGUUCAAGUCCUAAGACAGGACUCUCUUCCCGACUUUCCAAUGGAAGCUUCAGCACACCAUCACUUACCAAUUCCAGGGGAUCAGUACAUGCAAUAUCGUUUCUGUUACAAAUUGGUCUUACGAGGGAGAAUGUUACCAUUGAGGCCCAAGAAUUGUCUUUAUCUGCUGUAAAGGAUCUAGUCUGCUCAAUAGUUUAUCAAAAGUUCCCAGAAUGUGGUUUCUUUGGCAUGUAUGACAAAAUUCUUCUCUUUCGCCAUGACCUGAAUUCAGAAAAUAUUUUGCAGCUGAUUACGUCAGCAGAAGAGAUACACGAAGGAGAUCUUGUAGAAGUUGUUCUGUCAGCUUUAGCUACAGUAGAAGAUUUCCAGAUCCGUCCGCAUGCACUCUAUGUGCAUUCUUACAAAGCACCUACCUUUUGUGACUAUUGUGGUGAGAUGCUUUGGGGACUGGUGCGCCAGGGAUUAAAGUGUGAAGGCUGUGGAUUGAACUACCAUAAACGAUGUGCCUUCAAGAUUCCAAAUAAUUGUAGUGGAGUAAGAAAGAGACGUUUGUCCAAUGUAUCUCUGCCAGGACCUGGCCUCUCUGUUCCAAGGCCUGUACAAACAGAAUGUGCAGUGUCUUCUAAUGAAGAGGCACAUGUUCACCAAGAACCAAGUAAGAGAAUUCCCUCCUGGAGUGGACGCCCAAUCUGGAUGGAGAAGAUGGUCAUGUGCAGGGUGAGAGUUCCACACACGUUUGCUGUGCAUUCUUACACUCGCCCCACAAUAUGCCAAUACUGCAAGCGACUCCUCAAAGGCCUUUUUCGCCAGGGAAUGCAGUGUAAAGAUUGCAAAUUUAACUGUCAUAAGCGCUGUGCAUCAAAAGUACCUAGGGACUGUCUUGGGGAGGUGACUUUCAAUGGAGAACCUUCCAGUCUGGGAACAGAUAUGGAUAUGCCAAUGGAUAUUGACAGUAGCGACCUAAACAGUGAUGGUGGCCGGGGUUUGGAUGAUCCAGAAGAACCAUCUCCACCAGAAGACAAAAUGUUCUUCCUAGAUCCCUCUGAUCUUGACGUAGAAAGAGAUGAAGAAGCUGUCAAAACUAUCAGUCCAUCAACAAGCAAUAAUAUUCCACUAAUGAGAGUUGUGCAGUCAAUCAAGCACACAAAGAGGAAAAGCAGUACGAUGGUGAAAGAAGGAUGGAUGGUACACUAUACCAGCAGAGACAAUUUGAGAAAGAGACAUUACUGGAGGCUUGACAGCAAAUUCCUUACGUUAUUUCAAAAUGAAUCUGGAUCAAAGUAUUAUAAGGAAAUUCCACUUUCAGAAAUUCUCCGUGUGUCUCCGCCGCAAGAUCUUUCUCACAUUUCUCAUGGCAGUAACCCACACUGUUUUGAGAUCAUCACUGACACGAUGGUCUACUUUGUGGGUGAAAAUAAUGGCGGCAGCUGUCACAGCCCAAUGCUGGCUGCCACGGGAGUGGGACUUGACGUAGCCCAGAGCUGGGAAAAGGCCAUUCGUCAAGCUCUCAUGCCAGUAACCCCUCAAGCUAGCAUUUGUACUUCUCCAGGACAAGGGAAAGAUCACAAUGAGUUGUCUAUUAGUAUCUCUGUAUCUAACUCCCAGGUUCAGGAGAAUGUGGAUAUCAGUUCUGUAUACCAGAUCUUUGCUGAUGAGGUCCUAGGUUCAGGACAGUUUGGUAUUGUGUAUGGAGGAAAACAUAGAAAGACUGGAAGGGAUGUGGCUAUUAAAGUGAUUGAUAAGAUGAGAUUCCCCACAAAACAAGAAAGUCAGCUUCGUAAUGAAGUGGCCAUUCUGCAGAAUUUGCACCAUCCUGGGAUUGUAAAUCUGGAAUGUAUGUUUGAAACUCCAGAACGAGUCUUUGUAGUAAUGGAAAAGCUACAUGGAGAUAUGCUAGAAAUGAUUCUUUCUAGUGAAAAAAGCCGGCUUCCUGAGCGAAUUACUAAGUUUAUGGUCACACAGAUCCUUGUUGCUUUGAGAAACUUACAUUUUAAGAAUAUUGUGCACUGUGAUUUAAAACCAGAGAAUGUGCUGCUAGCCUCAGCAGAGCCAUUCCCUCAGGUGAAGCUGUGUGACUUUGGUUUUGCACGCAUCAUAGGUGAAAAGUCUUUCAGGAGAUCUGUGGUGGGAACCCCAGCCUAUCUAGCACCUGAAGUUCUCAGGAGCAAAGGUUAUAAUCGUUCCCUAGACAUGUGGUCAGUGGGAGUUAUUGUUUAUGUGAGCCUUAGUGGCACAUUUCCUUUUAAUGAAGAUGAAGACAUAAAUGACCAAAUUCAAAAUGCUGCAUUUAUGUACCCACCAAAUCCAUGGAAAGAAAUUUCUGGUGAAGCAAUUGAUUUAAUAAACAACUUGCUUCAGGUGAAGAUGAGGAAACGUUAUAGUGUUGAUAAAUCUCUAAGUCAUCCCUGGUUACAGGAUUAUCAAACUUGGCUUGACCUUAGAGAAUUUGAAACACGAAUUGGAGAGCGUUAUAUCACACAUGAAAGUGAUGAUGCACGCUGGGAAGUACAUGCAGAUGAGCACAAUCUUGUGUACCCAAAGCACUUCAUUAUGGCUCCUAAUCCUGAUGAUAUGGAAGAAGAUCCUUAAGUUAACUGCUCAUUUAAAUAUGGAAGAUUUCCAUUUAUGAAUCCAUCUGUAUAAAUGUACUACUCUCAGACUAUUGUCUAUAUGAGAUAUGAGGAAAUAUGAUAUCAGUGACACAUAGUUUGUAAGAUGUAGGUAUAGGAGAGGAGAAUUAAAACAGAAUGAAUUCUUGUGAGCUUUCUAGAAGUGUGUAUCAAUGCAGUCAUAAUUUUUGUAUUUUUCUAUACCUUCACUUAUUGUUGUUUUCUAGUGUUUAAUAUAUUCUCCCUUUCGGAUUUUUACACAUGGAAAAUGAAGCUAAUAACAAAUUGUUUGUGUUUGCCUGCUCAAGUUACACACAAAUUGCAAAAUUUGGAUCUAGUUUAAAACUCUGGUUAUGGGCUUGCAUUCAAGAAAUCAUUGGGAAACAAUGAUCAUAUUGACUUGCUAUUGACUCUCAACGUUUAUUUGAAUGAUCCUUGUAGGAAUUGAAGCUUUUCCCCUGUAUGUAUAAAAAAAAGGGGUAACAAUUCACUUUUCUUUAGAAAGUGAAUCAAAUGUUUAAAUCAGUGAUUCCCAACCUUUCUGGAGUUGUGACACUGUAUAUACUACAUGGCAAAUAAUUUUAAAUUAGAUUAAUAUUGCUUUUAAAAUUUAUAACACAUUUUUGAGAAAAUGGAAUCUACAUGAUUGUUACAAAACUUAGAUUACAAAGCAUUAAUCUAAAUGUCAGGUUAGCAGUGUACUCUUAUAGCCUGGCUCUAGCUGCUAAAAUAUUCCCACUCUUAUUAACAUUUUAGUAUCCUAGUUGGGAGUCUGACUUUCAUUUAGCACAGAUCUAUUUAUCAGAUUACUGCCACACAGCUUUGACUAAAUUAAGAGGGACAAGUUUGUUAAAUAUUCACUAAGGUUAUUAAUAGGUAAAAGUUUUAAGUAACCCUCUAGUCUUUAUCAGGUGUAGACAACCAAACCAAUCUUCCUUUCCUUUGUGUUCCUGUGGAGGGUCUUAAAGCUCUUAUGGACUUUUUAAAUGAAAUACAUCUUUAAAUGACUGAAACAACAAAUGCUUUCUAUUACUUGUAAACUCAUCUUUUUUGUCUCUGUAAUACUUCCUUAUCCCAGGUAGCCCAACUGACCCUGGGAGUAGCAGGAAUGUGCAGAGCUAGCUCUGACUUGAUUGUUAUAUUUUCAGUGUGAGCAUUUAUAUCUUGGAAAUUGAAAAAUGCUGCAAAUUAGGGCUUGGCCUGACUUACUAUUUUGUUGAUUGUGACUUAAGAAAGUGUUGGAAAAAAUGUUAAUAAUGCAAUUAAAUUUAAAAGUGUGCCAUGGAUACAGUCCUACCCCUACCAAGAGUUGGUUGUUAUAAAUUUACCAGCAUACCACUUGUGAUAUUUUUUUUCUUUUUUUCCCCCAUUUUAAUUGUAUUAACUAAUACACAUGAAAUAGCUUAUUAGGAGGUUCUCAACAUAAUCUGCCAGUCACUACUAUUGUAGAGCCGUCACCAGAUUUCCUAGCAGUUUUGAACUACUUAAUUGUAAUUGAAGUUAAUUAAUAAAUCCAUGCAGCUUAUGCUCGUGAAUUUUUGAUCAUAGUUUCUUAGAGGAUGAAGACACCUCAGAGGGACCCUAGUAUAUACCCUUUUUAUUGCACAGAUGAGGAAGAUAGAUGCAGAGAGGAUAGUGACCUGUCUUCAUUCAUGAGCUCGAGCUUGUCCUCUGUUCUCUGAAUGCAAAGCCAGCGCAUGUUUCAUCUGUUAAAUCUUGCCUCUCCUUUUGGUUCCCACUGAUAACUAUUAACACUCCUAACUUAAUGGCAAGGCUCUAUAGGCAAAAGAAGGAACCCCUCACUUCUCAUUUCAAGCUUGGCCCCCUCUUCUCCAGCAGGCUGACAAGAAUAAGAGCAACUGUUUUUCUGCUGAAAUAUACACUUGCUCUUUAUUCAUGUGGCUUCAAGCCUUUUAAAGAUAAAAGAGUUGCUAUCUGUAGCAUGCUCAAGUAAUUAAGAAAAAAAAAUCACACCAAUCUACAAGAAAUCUAACCAUUCUCUUUAUUUUAUGUUAUCUAAUGUUCCACAAUAGCUAUAGUGAAGAUUUCUUUUGAAAGCUGAACUAUAAACUCUUGGGACAUGUUCAGCUGCAUUUAAGGGGACAGAGUUUUCUGUACAUUCACAAAAUUAUAUAACUGGAAGUCUCAGAAACCACUGCUCUAUUCUGCCCUUACUCUGGGCUGGACUGCCCUGAACCUGGCCUUGACAGAUUUCUGAUCAAUUCUGAAACAUCUCUGGGUGACCUCUCUCGAUAAUUCUUACACAUUAUCCAUAUUAAUUUAGAGACCAAGAAAAAAGGGCAUUUAAAAAAAAUACAUAAAACUUUUGCUCAAGCUAAUUAGUUAUAUUUCCUUAAAUUUCUUCAAAAUUAGCCUGUUUGUUUGUCUGUUUGUUUGUUUUUAAUAAAAAUUAAGGAUAAAUGAGCCAGAUUAUAAUAGCAGACAUGUGGAAUGAAGCAGUUCUGGAUCACCAGAUCAUAUUUGUUUCAUAUAAAUGCAAUGAAGAUUGGGAUCAGUGGUAAAGAACCACAUAAUAAUGUAAAAAAAAAAAAAAAAAACUGGAAUGUUAUCAUUUUGCUAAAAUGCUGUAUUCAAACAUUGUAAGCCAUGAAACUAAUUGCACUCUUUUUUUUUUGUAUAAGUUUUAAGAAAUCAGUUUGUUAAGUCACUGUCAGAUAAUGUGGAGUUGGCUAAAUUACUCCAAAUGCUGUAUAACCCACAUAAAUAACCAUUUUAUCUUGAUUUCAUGUUGUAUUUGUAUGAGAAAUUAGUGUUUGCUAAGAAAUAUUUGCUUUUGUAAAAUCAGUCCGUUUUUUAUAUUUUUGUUACACCCUAUUGUUUGUAAAUAUCUUCUUAAUACCUUGAAAAUAAACUGUAUUUCCCUAUUG